Molecule: messenger RNA, 3522 nt
Organism: Raphanus sativus (radish)
Lineage: Eukaryota; Viridiplantae; Streptophyta; Magnoliopsida; Brassicales; Brassicaceae
Product: protein NLP2-like
Exons: 5
Coding region: 474-3239 (921 amino acids)
Molecular function (GO): protein binding; DNA-binding transcription factor activity
Source: RefSeq, a predicted model, not a curated record
CUACUUGUGUCCAGAAAGAAGUGGUGAUGAUAAUAGAUCAUCUACUUGAGCAAAAGACUUUUUUCACAGUUUUUUUUUGUUUUUUUUCCUCAGAAUCUCUCUAUCAGUUAUGUACCUGUGUACCAAUAAAAAAAGACCAAACAAACCUCUUUCUAACUGAAAACAGAGCAAAAUCUUUUGUUUUCUGUCAGCUUAUUUACUUCUUCUGAGUGUUUCUGAAACCCAAAGUCAAUCAUUCUCUCUUUUUUUUGAAACACAGUCAAUUAUUCUCUUUAUUAAUUUCUUGAAAAUUCUAUCAACUUGCUCAAUGAAUCUUGAUAAAAAUAGUUUCUACAGUCACCAAGGAAAGGAACCAUAAGGAGACCUCAAAGACACUUGUUCUCACCAGUUCAUAAAGAAAUAGUCCUUCAAAAUCUGAUAGUUUUGUUAGGCUUCUGGUGGAUGCAAGAUUGAGUUACAAAAAGGAUUCUUAUAUGGAAGGUGGUAGUGGUGGUGGACAUGGCGGUUUCUUACCUAACUCUAGCUUUGGUGCAUUCUCUGAGACGGCUACGAAUAUGGACUUCAUGGACGAACUCUUCUUUGAUGGAUGUUGGCUUGAGGCAACAGAUGGUAAGAGCUUGAAGCAGACAACUUAUACCAACAUGAAUGACAACAACAACUCUUUCCUUUAUGACCAUAUCUCUAAGGUAGAGACAGGGAGAAAGUUUCCUUCAACAACACCAGGUUCUCUCAAGAUCGAAGAUCUCACCAGUCAACCAAUGAACCAAGUACCUUCUGACCACUCUGCAGCUAUGAUUUCUACACAAGCAGAGAAGUUUCUCCUUGAAGAAACUGAGAGAGGUAAAAGAUGGUGGAUAGCUCCAAGAACAAGACAAGGCCCUUCUUCAUCAGUGAAAGAUAGACUAGUACAAGCUAUCAAGGGUCUUAACGAGGCGGUGCAGGAUAAAGACUCCCUUAUACAGAUAUGGGUGCCAAUCCAACAAGAAGGCAAGAACUUCCUCACCACUUUGGAGCAGCCACAUUCCUUCAACCCAAAACACUUGAGUCUUAAAAGAUACAGAGAUGCCUCAGUGGAAUACAACUUCCUGGCUGAUGAGGAUUCCAAGGAGUCUGUAGGUCUCCCUGGCCGUGUGUUCCUUGGGAAGUUACCUGAGUGGACACCUGAUGUGCGGUUCUUCAGAAGUGAAGAGUAUCCACGCAUCAAAGAAGCUCAGAGAUGUGAUGUUCGUGGAUCAUUAGCUCUUCCUGUGUUUGAAAGAGGUAGUGGGAUUUGUCUAGGUGUUGUUGAGAUUGUCAGAACAACUCAAAAGAUGAAUUACAAGCCAGAACUUGAGAAUAUCUGUAAAGCUCUAGAGGCUGUUAAUCUAAGAAGUUCAGAAAACUUGAAAUCUCCAAGCAGUGAGUUUCUGCAGGUCUAUGAUCAAUUCUAUUAUGCAGCAUUACCUGAGGUAUCAGUCUUUUUGACAUCAGUCUGCAGAUCAUAUGAUCUGCCUCUGGCUUUAACAUGGGCACCGUGUGCUAGGCAAGGCAGAGGUGGAUCCAGACAUUCAGAUGAGAACUUCUCUGAGUGUGUUUCAACCGUGGAUUCUGCUUGCUUUGUUCUGGACCAACAGAGUUAUCAUUUCCAAGUGGCAUGCUCUGAACACCAUUUGCUUCAAGGGGAAGGCAUUGUGGGAAAAGCAUUUAAAGCGACCAAACUGUUCUUUGUCCCUGAAGUUACCACUUUUAGCAAGACCAAUUACUCUCUUGCGCACCACGCUAAGAUCUCUGGUCUACAUGCCGCUUUGGCUGUCCCUUUGAAAAACAAAUUCAAUGGUUCUGUUGAGUUUGUGUUGGAGUUUUUCUUUCCCAAAAGUUGUCUUGACACAGAAGCGCAACAAGAAACGCUCAAGUCACUGUCUGUGACACUGCAGAAUGAUUUCAGGAGCUUGAAUCUUGUCAUUGAUAAAGAGCUAGAGCUGGAAGUGGUGUUUCCCGUUAAAGAGGAACUGCUUUUCUCAGAGAACCCUUUGCCUCUGGAACCUUUGCCUUUGGAAGAGAUCUCUCAGGAAGAUUCCUCAUGGAUCUCCCACAUGAUAAAGGCUAACGAGAAGGGUAAAGGCGUGUCCCUUUCAUGGGAGUAUCAGAAAGAAGAGCCCAAAGAAGAGUUCAUGCUGACAUCUGGCUGGGACAACAAGAAUCAGAUUAGCCGUGGCCACAGUAGCUUUGAUGCAUCUUCCUUUGGUGUGGGACAAGGACAACCGUUGUUAGGAAGUAGAAGACCAGGUGAAAAGAGAAGAACAAAAACAGAAAAGACGAUUGGUUUAGAAGUUCUUAGACAGUACUUUGCAGGAAGCCUCAAAGAUGCAGCCAAGAACAUUGGUGUUUGUCCAACUACAUUGAAAAGAAUAUGUAGGCAACAUGGGAUAACAAGAUGGCCUUCCAGGAAGAUCAAGAAAGUGGGACACUCUUUAAAGAAACUCCAACUUGUUAUCGACUCUGUUCAAGGUGUUCAAGGCUCUAUCCAACUAGAUUCAUUCUACACAAGUUUCCCAGAGUUGAGCUCCCAGAAUGUAUCUGGAACUUCCUUCAAGAACAAUGACCAGUCAAGACACUUGAAUGCUCAAACCGAAAAGGGUCUUUCAGCUCAGGGAGUUGCUUCAAGGUCACCACCAUCAUCUUCUUGUAGCCACAGCUCUGGUUCAAGCACAUGCUGCUCAACUGAAGCUAAUCAAAGCACCAAUACUGCUAAUAAUACUUUAACCACUACUCUGAUGGCUGAAAAUGCUGGUGAAAUCUUGAAGAGAGCUCGUAGCGAGGUAAAACUUCACACAGUGAACAUGGAGGAAUCAAAGCCUCUCUCAAGAACACUAAGCCACAAAACAAUCAGCGAGCAUCCUCUUUUCAAGAGUUUACCAGAGAGUCGUAGCAGAAGCUUGAAAGCUGGAGGCGGAUUUAAAGUGAAAGCCACGUUCGGUGAGGCCAACGUAAGGUUUACUUUGCUCCCAACAUGGGGCUUCAGAGAGUUGCGGCUAGAGAUCGCUAGGCGUUUUAACAUAGAUAAUAAUAAUAUUGCAGCCUUUGAUCUUAAGUACCUGGAUGAUGACAAGGAGUGGGUUCUUCUGACGUGUGAAGCGGAUCUCGAGGAGUGUAUCGACAUUUAUAGAUCAUCACAGAGCCGCACUAUCAAGAUCAGCGUUCAUGAAGCUUCUCAACUCAAGCUGAGAGGCUCUUUUGGUAGUACUGGUCCUUCGUUAUAAGCCAUAUGGAAAGGUCGCUACCUGAAAGGACAAGGAGAAUCUUCUACUAAUUUAACAGUGUGUUAGAAACAAAAUAUUACUCACAAAUUUAUAGACUUAGGACAUCGUUUGUAUACACACUUUCAGUGCCUUGGAACAAUACAAUACUAUUUUGCAAGCAGUAGUAGUGGACUACUCAAGACUGGUUUUCUGCAUCGGCUUUAGCAUGUUUUUUUGUAUAGUAAGGGCGAUAUUGCAUACCAGGAAAACAUGCUUAUUUGUAUUUUAUUUUAUGUUCUGGAUU